AUGACUUUGCAGUACGGAGGAGUCGUUAUCCCGCCGUGGAGCAUCGGCGGCACUCCAAUUAGGGCACGCAAGACGACGGCGCCCUUCGUAGUGGCCCUCUGCCAUCCUCUCCACCGCGACGCCGGCUCACGCCAGCUGCGCAUUCAACUCGACCAACUUCGCGCCGAGGCGGAGGCCACCCGCUCCAAAGCCAAUGCUGCACGAUUGAGGCUCAUGCGUCUAACAGAGGCAGCUGAGAAUCUUCGAAGCAGAGCUGCUAUGAGCAUCCAAGUUGGAAAGGAAACUGAGGCAAGGGAGCUACUCAUACAAAAGAAGAAGUUGAUGCAGGCCUUAAAGAAAUCAAAGAAUCGCAUUGAGGUUCUUGAUAAACUUUCAUCAAAGAUUAAUGAGGCAAUUUCUCUGAAGGAAACACAACUAAUUGGACAAGUUGCCAUUCAACCUGAAGAUAACAUAUCAGAUUCCUGUCGACAGAUUCAUUUCGUCUCUCCAAAAGAGGAUACUGUUGAAGUAUCAAAGUCAAAAGACUCUUCAAUUUUAUCAGAACAAUGUGAGCAUCAAGAUCAAGAUGCUGGAAAUUAUGAAGACAAACCAUCAGGAGAUAGUGGACAACCAACUUUUCUGGCAUCUGUGAGCAGUGACAUGUCGAAUUUUCCGAAGAUGGUUGACAGUUCAGAAGGCUUCCAUGAGCACAUACUCGAGAAUAUUGAUAUGCAACUUAAAUUACUGGAAACAGACAUUGAAAAUUUCUUAAGGUCUCAAUCCGUGACAGAAGAAACCAAACAGAAGCAGAUGAAUGAAAAACUAGAGAAACUAUCAGAGAUACUCAAGGAUGUACUCAGCAUCAGAGAAAGGAUCGCAAACAUGGUGGAAACUAGAGCAGAUGAUGGGAACUAA
This is a messenger RNA of Musa acuminata AAA Group (dessert banana), 894 nucleotides long. RefSeq lists its product as uncharacterized. Bases 1 to 894 code for a protein of 297 amino acids. The transcript is spliced from 4 exons. NCBI's taxonomy places the organism in Eukaryota, Viridiplantae, Streptophyta, Magnoliopsida, Zingiberales, Musaceae. The record is from RefSeq and is a predicted model, not a curated record.